Molecule: messenger RNA, 3135 nt
Organism: Oxyura jamaicensis (ruddy duck)
Lineage: Eukaryota; Metazoa; Chordata; Aves; Anseriformes; Anatidae
Gene: FBXO38
Product: F-box protein 38
Exons: 15
Coding region: 413-2431 (672 amino acids)
Biological process (GO): SCF-dependent proteasomal ubiquitin-dependent protein catabolic process; protein K48-linked ubiquitination
Cellular component (GO): cytoplasm; nucleus
Molecular function (GO): protein binding
Source: RefSeq, a predicted model, not a curated record
CUCCUGAUCCCUUUGCCUCAAAGGGACUUUAUGGUUUCUUAGAAUCAUAGAAUGUCCCAAGUUGGAAGGGAACGAUGAGGAUCAUCAAGCCCUACUCCUGGCUCCAUGCAGGACUACCCAAAAAUCAAACCAUAUGUCUGUCUGAGAGUGUUGUUCAAACAUUUCUUGAACACUGAUGAGCUUGGUGCUAUGAUCUGGGGACCCUAUUACAGUGCCUGAGCACCCUCUCAGCGAAGAAACUUUUCCUGACAUCUAACCUUAACCUCCCCUGUUGAAGCUUCAUGCCAUUUCUCCAGGUCAGCAGAGAGGAAAGAGAUCAGCACCUUCCCUUCCACUCCCCCUCAUGAGGAGGCUCUAACUAAAUCCAGGAAGUUACAACUGAGACCUUGUAAUACCAGAAAUCAUUGCAAAUAUGGGUCCCAGGCGGAAAAAUGUGAAACCAUGCUCAGUGAACAGAGAAAGCUCUGAGUCUACCAAAGCUGAUGAGCCAAAAGACUACAUGAACCAGCUCUCUCAUGAAGUGCUUUGCCACAUAUUUAGGUACCUUCCCUUGCAGGAUAUCAUGUGCAUGGAAUGCCUGUCCCGGAAGCUGAAGGAAGCAGUCACUCUUUAUCUGCGAGUAGUGAAGGUUGUGGAUUUAUGUGCAGGCCGUUGGUGGGAAUACAUGCCCACUGGUUUCACUGAUUCCAGUUUCCUAACGCUGCUGAGGAAGAUGCCAGACAUUGAACAACUUUAUGGUCUUCAUCCCAGGUAUCUUGAAAGACGCAGAGUCCGUGGCCAUGAAGCUUUCAGCAUUCCUGGAGUUCUAGAGGCUUUGCAGGCCUGUCCAAAUCUGUUGGGUGUUGAAACCUCUCAUUUAGAGCUGGUGGAAGCUAUUUGGACAUAUAUGCCACAAGUUCAUAUUUUAGGGAAGUUUCGUAAUCGUAAUGGUGCUUUUCCAAUCCCUCCCGAGAACAAGCUGAAAAUUCCUAUAGGAGCUAAAAUUCAGACUUUGCACUUAGUAGGGGUGAAUGUCCCUGAGAUUCCUUGUAUCCCAAUGCUGAGGCACCUUUAUCUGAAGUGGGUGAGACUCACCAAACCACAGCCUUUUAAAGAUUUCCUUUGUAUCAGCUUACGCACUUUUGUGAUGAGGAAUUGCGCAGGACCCACAAAUUCUUUGAAGUAUGUUCCCCUAGUGACGGGCCUGGCUUCUGCCCGAAAUUUGGAGCAUUUAGAACUGGUUCGUGUUCCAUUUCUAGGAGGACUUAUCCAGCAUGUAGUAGAAGAUAGCUGGAGAUCAGGUGGUUUUAGGAAUUUGCACACUAUAGUUCUGGGAGCUUGCAAGAAUGCACUUGAAGUGGAUCUUGGCUACCUCAUCAUAACUGCUGCACGAAGGUUGCAUGAAGUGCGGAUCCAGCCUUCCUUGACCAAAGAUGGUGUUUUUUCUGCUUUGAAGAUGGCUGAACUGGAAUUUCCACAGUUUGAAACUCUUCAUCUAGGAUAUGUUGAUGAGUUUUUACUACAGUGUAAAAUGGCAAAUGGGGACUUGGUGAAGUAUGGCUUGGCUGAUGUGGUUGAAAAUCCAGGAAUUAUUACAGAUAUUGGUAUGAAAGCUGUAAAUGAGGUUUUUUCUUGCAUCAAGUAUCUGGUCAUUUACAACUGCCCACAUCUACAUAACCCAAAUAAUUGGAUCACAGAUCAUUCAAGAUGGACCCGACUAGUUGACCUCACCCUAGUGCGAUGCCACGCAAUAAAGCUAGAUUCUUUUAGUCAGUUCAUUGAGUUAUUGCCAAGCUUAGAAUUCAUUUCUUUGGACCAGAUGUUCCGUGAACCUCCUAAGGUGUGUAUUUCAAUGACUGCUUUUUAUUUCUGCCUGCUUUUACACGUCUUUGUUUGCCUUCUUUCUCAGGUUGACACGUUGACUCUUGAGCAAAAGAUAUUUAGUGGCCCUUAUCCAUACCACAUUUGCAUAAUUCAUGAAUUCAGUAACCCACCUAAUGUCCGCAAUAAGGUGCGCAUUCGGAGCUGGAUGGACACAAUAGCAAAUAUUAACCAAGAGCUUAUUAAAUAUGAGUUCUUCCCUGAAGCAACACGAACUGAUGAAGACUUGAAAAAAUACACUAAGUAUCCUUGGGGACGAGAUAUUUACACUUUAGAAGGCAUUGUGGAUGGUGCCCCUUACUCCAUGAUUACUGACUUCCCAUGGUUGAGAUCACUGAGGACAGCAGAGCCAAACAGCUAUGCCAGAUACGACUUUGAGGAUGAUGAGAGAACUACUAUUUAUGCACCCCGGAGGAAAGGACAGUUGUCUGCAGACAUCUGUAUGGAAACAAUAGGAGAAGAGAUCUCUGAACUGCGUCAGAUGAAAAAAGGAGUAUUCCAGCGUGUGGUGGCUAUCUUCAUCCAUUACUGUGAUGUCAACGGUGAACCAGUAGAGGAUGAUUACAUCUGAGUGGAUCCCCCACCUAACCUGCCAUCUCUUCCUAAGUUCUGAUUGGCACUGCCAGCCGAGAAAGCAGGUGGAUUCUUUCUGAAUGCAGAGCAUUUUCUUGAAACACAUACUUUGCAGUUGCUCUCACUCAGUUUGGGAAAGAGUAUGUAGUAAAUGUAUAAUGAAAAGUAAAAAUUGUAUACUAACAUUUGUACAUAGAGUAAACAAAAGAAAAACUUCCUAAUACUGAGACUUUAUUUCAUAUGUUUAUACAAUUUAAUUUAAAUUCCAUUUUAAUGAAGGCCAAUAAUUAAGGAACAGGGAAGAAUAUUUGAAUUCUUCAGCCCAUGCAAUUCAUAGAAGUUUUUUUUUUCUUACAAACAAAAUCCCAUUUGCUGUGUUGAAAAGAGUCAUCAGAGUCUCUUUUAAUCUGUGCCUUUUUCUUGAGCAUUUAAGAGCCCAGUCUGAGUAAACCUGUUGAGCACAAUCUUUGUGUCUUGUGUGCAUUUUUCAAAGGGAGAGAAUUAUUCUACAGUUGUUGCAAAGAAAGCCAGAAGCUGGAAAAUAUAGCAGUCAGUGAUCUGUGGUAGUUUCUAGGCUUCAUAAAUUUUUUGGGGGGGGAAGAAAAAACAUUUGGCACCUUAAAAAUAUGUUCUGAAGCAGUUUAUACUACUAGAUUUCAAUGUAAUUGUUUGACUUUUGUAAUACGAAAAAUAAGCUACUAA